AUGCUGAAACACGUCCAAAUUUCUCCACUUAGAAAUCGAUCAGAUUCAAUUUCGCUACGUUCAUCGACAUCAUUCUCGACAACUUCAUCAUGUGCAUCGUCAUUGUGUGGAAGUCCGGAACCGUCAGCUGAUUAUGAUUUAAAGACGACAUCAAGAUCAUCCAGCUUUUCAAGUCUUAAUGAGUCGGUGCCUCAAACGACGUUGAAAGUUUACACUGCGUGCCUGAGACUUGACAUUGAGUACAAGACUUUGGCUGUAUCUUGGGACUCGACUGCUAAACAAAUCGUUACUCAAGUUCUACGCAGAUGCAAAAUGCGACAUCGCGACCCUCGAUUAUUUUACUUGUCAAUGGAAGUGAGAAUUCGAAGAGCUGAUGCACGAACCAUGUUGACACUUGACGAUUCAGCUCGACCUGCAAUGCUCCAAGCUUGUCAUCCAGCUGGCGAGUCGAAGUUUCAUCUUCAAAUGAAAAGUGGUGGACUCAUUCGUGUACACACUUCGGCACUUCAACAAACAUCGCAAUAUAAAAGUCUUCUGAUAUCAGAACAAACAACUUCCGAUGAACUUUUGACUCUUCUGCUUUCUUGUUACAAUUCAACGGAACCAGUCGAAGAGUUCUCACUCUACGAAGUUUGUCCAGAUCAAGAAUAUCAACGUAAAUUGCAUCCCGACGAUCUGCCGUUGCGUGCUCAGAUCCAACGGAAUCAGAAAGGAGAAAAUUGUCAUUUUCUUGUUCGACGAAUCCGAAACUUGUCACGUCGGACAAUAAAGCUGGAAGAUACAGAAGCACUUACCAAAUUAAACUAUUCGAUGACUUUAAUACCAUCGACACCAACAGAAAUGUCACAAACUGUCACCGACAUCAAACCGUUAGAAUGUUUGACGGAAAACACCAAAACUUCUUCAUCUUCCACAUCAUCACCGUCGUCGUCGUCUUCAACGCCAUCAUCGAUUGCGGUCUUUAAAUCAAAAUUCUCCAAACUCGAAUCAUGUCUUUGUAAGUUGAGUUUACGUUGUGAUUAUAACGACGAUGUCGAUGUCAACGGAAAUGUCUUUUCACCACAAAAAUUCCAACGUAACUCAAGCCUGCCAAUCCAACAUUGCAUUCAUUGCAAACGAAAGUCAUCGAUUAUAUUGAAAGGCUUCCACGAACCACUCAAACAUAAUCCUUCUACUUCCGCCAAGAAAGAUGACAAAUCCUCGACUUCGUCAACUUACAAUCCUGUUUAUAACGUUCGUGAGAUUCGAAGUGUCGGAAAUUCAUUUUCAUCGCUAGGAAUUGAUAAAAAAUUGAUGGAGCUUGAUGCAAAAACUUUGUCUUCUUUGUCGUCAUCAUCAAGAAGACACAGCGUCGCUGUCGAUGAGAUUGUCAACGCUCACCCGUCGAAAGGAAUUGGAAAUUUUGUUUAUAUUUAA
This is a messenger RNA of Clunio marinus, 1416 nucleotides long. The record is from the annotation of a GenBank genome assembly. Lineage: Eukaryota; Metazoa; Arthropoda; Insecta; Diptera; Chironomidae.